UUUUUUGAGGGCGAUUAGGACGAACAGAAUCGUAGAGAGAAGAGAAAGGAGAGGGAGGAGAGAGAAAGAAGAAUAAUAUGAAUCAGAUCCACACUCACAUGUGCUACUCCCACUUCAAUGACAUCAUACACUCCAUCAUCGACAUGGAUGCUGAUGUUAUCACCAUUGAGAACUCCCGAUCUGAUGAGAAGCUUCUCUCUGUGUUCCGUGAGGGAGUGAAGUACGGUGUCGGAAUCGGUCCAGGAGUGUACGACAUCCACUCUCCAAGAAUACCAUCUUCUGAGGAAAUCCUAGACAGGGUGAACAAGAUGCUUGCUGUCUUAGAGCAGAACAUCCUUUGGGUUAACCCUGACUGUGGUCUUAAGACCCGUAAGUACACUGAGGUUAAGCCCGCCCUCAAGAACAUGGUUGAUGCCGCCAAGCUUAUCCGUUCCCAGCUCGCCAGUGCCAAGUGAAGAAAAGUUUGAUUUGAACAAGGAAACGUUUUUUCUCUUUCUCUAUAAAAUGGUUGUGUUUUGUUUGGUUUUUAAUAACUUUCUUAAAAA
Molecule: messenger RNA, 545 nt
Organism: Camelina sativa (false flax)
Lineage: Eukaryota; Viridiplantae; Streptophyta; Magnoliopsida; Brassicales; Brassicaceae
Source: RefSeq, a predicted model, not a curated record